Penicillium cinerascens is the source of this 6468-nucleotide messenger RNA. RefSeq lists its product as uncharacterized. NCBI's taxonomy places the organism in Eukaryota, Fungi, Ascomycota, Eurotiomycetes, Eurotiales, Aspergillaceae. The record is from RefSeq and is a predicted model, not a curated record. The transcript has 4 exons. Gene Ontology annotation, biological process: autophagy of mitochondrion; autophagosome assembly; piecemeal microautophagy of the nucleus. Gene Ontology annotation, molecular function: phosphatidylinositol-3-phosphate binding. Bases 103 to 6468 code for a protein of 2121 amino acids. Gene Ontology annotation, cellular component: phagophore assembly site; extrinsic component of membrane.
CCCCAACUCCCUCUGCCCGAGGGCUUGCGCUCUUUCUUUCUCUGACGAUUGUUAUCAUGUUCCUCCUUGCUUGUGUAUGACUGAGCCAUCUGCUCUCUCAAGAUGGCGUACUUCCUGCCAUCGUUCUUUCAGAAGCGACUGCUUAAAUAUGCCUUAUCUCGUCUGGGCCUCGUCGAUACGGAGGCACUGGAUCCGGACAGCUUGGGAAUCCGUUUCGGACAGAGAAGCACGGUGGAGUUGCGAGAUAUCGGCCUGAAGCUGGAGAAACUAGCGACUCUCCUUCAUCUCCAUCCAACGUGCGAGCUUAUCGCUGCGCGAAUACAGUUUCUUCGAAUCACCGUUCCCGCCGACAUAUACAGUAGCGGCAUCAUCUGCGAAGCCAGCGGUAUCCACGUGCAUCUUCGAUUGCUAUCGGAAGAACCAGCCAAAGGAAAACAUGCAAGGCCAAAAUCCCGUCCCAGCACCGUGUCGGGCGCUUCGGGCCCCGAUGUUCAGGUCCUACCCACGCCGUCCAACCUCGCCGAGUCGUUCUUAGAGACCGAGCCUCAGGAGGAGAAAGAGGAACUACAAGCCGCCAUCUCGUCGCAAUCUCAUAUUCUACAAAAGUCGUCUUCAUUCGCCGAUGAAGAGGACGAAGAGCUGGGGCUGGGAAGUGAUAGUCUUUCGUUGCCGAGUUUUGUUGCGGCCUUCCUGAAAGGCGUGGCGGAUCGGCUCCAACUCAAGAUCAGAGACGUCAUCAUGCGGUUGGAUAUGGAGCUGAAACAAGAUGGCCCAUCCAAGAGACAGCCCGAAGAUAAGCCGGAUCUUGUCGCGGGCUUGUUGAGCGUACGCGAGAUCGAUGUUCAUGGGGUAUCAGAGUUCACUGCUGGUCCAGGUGAAGCAACACCUUUCCGAGAGGGCAAGAGGAUGGUCUCUAUCGAUGGUAUCAAUUUUGGUCUCGUAUCGGACCCGGUUGUAUUCUCGAACUAUUCGCGGUUCACCUCUCCUGCGUCUCCGACAACCACGAUGCGGUCGAAGGGAAGCCAUCCAUCAAGCAGAGCACCCUCACCUCAUCCGUUGGAUUCAUCUGGCUCUAACCAUGGCCUUGCUAUGACGCAGUCCACUAUUUUCGGGCCAUCUAUCCAGUUUGGCCAUGAAAGUGUCAGCGAUCACGGGAUGGAGGAAUCUACAAUCUCUCACGGUGGUCGGUUUUCCGACGCGGACUCCGAACCGGAGAGUACGCGCCAUCGCUACCUCGAAGACUCCCAGGUAUUUGGGGACGAUCCAUUCCAAGACAAUCCAGGAUAUUUAGAUUCGGUGAUCGAUACACAAUUUGACGACUUUGACGAUGAACAACCCGCAUCAAUGCAAUCACAAAGACACCCUAUGGCAGAAAGUGACGAUAGGGUUUCCCACCAGGACCUCUCGUUGCGGUCCAGUGGAAUAGUGGCGGAGUGUGAGGAUCCUGAACCUGACGAAGGAGGAUCGAUGCCACUUGAGAGCACACACGGGUUGCAGACUAAUGAAUCACAGCGUGAAAACCAGGUGGACCCUGAGGCGAAUGUUUCUGCACGUUCUGCUCAAUAUUCCAGUCACCUUGAGGAUCCUUUUAUACCGCAAAUGGGUGCUUCGCAGCAUCUAUCACAGGCGUUUGCACCGCCCUCCGAAUCUGGCAGCGCAAAUUCAGGAUCUGCAACUCCCGAUGCAGAACUCAUGGAGUCAAAGUACUUUUCGCAUGACGAAGCUCAGAGCUUGUACAUGAGUGCUAUCAGUCAAGGAAACGGCGGAAGCUUCAUUCCGAACAUGCCUGGAGCUUGGGACACUUUUGCCCCUAGCAAAUCGUCAGCAAGCGCUGCCGAAAAUCUAACAGAAAGGCCCGAUCCGACCGAAGACGCUCAGCCGGAUAAAGAAAGUUUUAGUGAAGCUUCUGCUUCCACUCCGAAGUUGGCUGGCCAAUCUGAUUCUUAUUUCGGCGACCACCAGUCUCUAAAAAGUAGUCAAGCUCAGUCCCAGUCUGCAUCCACUGACAAAGCUUCUACUCCACCAUCACCUACUCUGCACAGAAUGAGUGAGAUGCGAAAACCUAUGCUCAGCAUUGACAAGGUUCUCGUUUGGUUGCCAUCUACUCCCGAGGAGACCAUCACCUCCGAGCACGCAUCACCGAAAAUGAACAAAGCAGACAGUAAUCUGAAAGAGUCAGAGCCUGGGCUGAACGAAUCCAUAGUCGACGAGAGCAUGUUUGCUUCCAAGGCCUACGCUUCUACUAAGUUCCCAAGAGGCACAAGCGAGCCCCACGAUUUAACCGAAGCGGAUCGAACGGAGAAACAGCAGCAUACAACUGGUAGCAAACCGCAGGAGCUUGAAGUGGAGGUUUCCACGGUCGCGAUCCACUUUGACAUUGCGACUGGCUGGCUUCUGACUAAAGCAUGUCAGAGGCUGAUGCAGGUGGUUCCUCAAGAAGGUCAAUACAAGAAGCAGCCUCCCCCAGAUCAACCAGCUCGUCAAACAUCCUUGCAUCUCGUCAUUCACCAGCUUUCAGUCAAGUUCAUUGAGCACGUGGCAGGAAGUGCCCAUUCUCCUGGAAAUGACGGUAUUCCUCCGGCUCCGCCAUAUUAUUCCAUGGAGGACAUUGUUCUUCAGAUUGCAGCGUCGGGUUUGAAAGCCCGGGUUCUGGCAGAUAAAAAGCGGAACAAUCUGAAUCUUGAUAUCUCCAAGUUUAAGGUUGGGCUUGCCUCUGACGACCUGAUCUCGUUCAACGAGUCCUUGAAGAUGCGCGAAUCUACCCGGGACAUUAUGACUUCUACUCCACUUGACAUCUCUUUGUCAUUGAGCAAGUCGUCCGAUUCUGCUAAGCUUGAAAUAUCUACAUUACCUCUUCACCUCAACCUUAACAUUCAGCAACUGGACGAGGUUCUGGGAUGGAUGGGUGGUCUGAGUACCAUUUUGGAGCUGGGAACCUCUAUUUCCUCUGCAGCUACCAUGAAAGGGGGACCGAAACCUCCAAAGAAACGCCCUCGUGGUGUUCAUUUUGAGACACCGAACCCAGCACCUGACAAAGGCAACACAAUCUCUACUCCUUGGAAGGCGAAUGCUCGAGUUGGUGGUAUUGUGCUGGAUGUCGUCGGCGAAACUCACUAUCUCAAACUCAGCACAAGCGCGGUCAAAGUUGUCAGCAGAUAUGAGGGCAUUGGUGUCCAAAUUGACAAAGCGGAAUUGGCAGGUCCACUACCGCUCGAUGACAUUAAUGACGCGCCUGCCAAGGUUGCUUUGGAUAACAUCAGAGUCGAGUUACUAUCUGUGCCGAAGGAGAACGAUAUCGAUCGGCUUCUGGCCUUGAUCACACCGUCAAAGGACAAGUAUGAUGACGAUGACGAUAUCAUGCUUGAUACGCUCAUACGACAGCGAAGACAAGGCUCUGUUCUUCGAACAAAGGUAGAAGUCAUGGAGAUAUUCGUUUCAAACCCCAGUGGCCUGACUCCCCUUUCGUCGCUUGCUGUUGAAAUGAGCCGCCUGUCCAAUGUCACGAAGUAUCUUCCCGAAGACGACCGCCCUGGCAUUCUUACUUUGACAAAGAUUUGCGAGCUUGAUGUCAAAGUUCAAAUUGGUGGAGAGGUUGGAAACUUGAACGCCCGUCUGAUGGAUUUGGAAGCUGCCUGGAUUAGCAUGCCCUCCUUAAUUGCGACUAAAAUCGAAAGCAUGACCGUCAUUCGAAAGACCAAGCACAGCAAUGAGGAACUCGUUGGUGAAGCUAUACGCCCCAACGCCCAGAAAACACAACAACCAAUGUUCAUGGCUCGAUUCAUUCCCGAUGAAUUGGAUCCCACUUUUAAGAUAAAGUUACAUCGGCUUCGUGUCGAGCAUACGAUUGCCUCGACCAUGGCCUUCCUCGGUCUAGGCCGAAAUACAACAGGCGGAGAACUGGCUGGUGAGAUGGCAAGUUCCAUUGCCAAUCUCGCAGAACACUCAGGUCGAGCAACAGAUCCAUUGGCCUUUGCUGCAUCAGCAUCCGACACCUCCGGGGCCUCCACAAAACCCACAAGGCUGGCAGUUGUGCUAAAGGAUUGCGUUCUUGGACUCAACCCUCGCAAUUCUCCAUCAAAGGGCCUUGUAGUGCUGACGAAUGCUAAGUUCGGUGGUAUAUUGAAUGGAGAGGAAUCCUCGAAGGCCACACUGGACAUCCGAAAAUCUUCGAUCAUGAUCAUCGACGACGUGGCCAACGAUGGCUGUACCGGCAACCUUCAUCAGCGAACAUCAGCUGUUGUCCAGAGUAACCAAGUCCAGGAAUACAUCGACAAGGGCUAUGUGCCGGUCUCUACAAUCUCAUCUGCGACGGCUGUCGUCACAAUGAUGAAGCUGGCCGAGGACGGAACGAAGUCGUUGGAUGUUGAGCUUCGACCUGAUUUGGUGAUUCUCGAAACUUGCGCGGACUCCACGCAGACCCUUAUCAGUAUUUUGAAUGGACUUCAACCUCCCACGCCACCCAGCGUCGCUGUGAAGUAUCGAACAGAGGUCAUGCCCCUUCAGGACAUGCUCGCCUCCUUUUCGGGGGAUGCAUUUCCAGCUGACCCCAGCUUACCUCCUGACUUUGAAAGCGAGCUAGAGCCUGUGGUCGAGGAACAGUCCUCAGAAGAUCAAUUGAGUGACGAACUUGAAUAUGUCAGCGAUUUCGAUCCUGGAAGUCAGGGUAUUGAGACUAUGAGAUCGAGCGGGGGCAAUGAUCUUCUUGACAGCUUCCAUUCACAGUACCAGGUUUCAUCUAGCAUCGCGGAGCUAGACUUCCAAGAGGACCACUUCGCCAAACAAUCUGCAGUUGGAGGUACUGCACACCGAUGGGACUCCACCCACAACACCUAUGGUCUUUCCAAUGACGCGAAGCUCCAGCGGAGCCCACUUCGAGUCAGAGUUCGAGAAAUGCACUUCAUCUGGAAUCUCUUUGACGGGUAUGACUGGCAGCGUACCCGAGACGCCAUCUCAAAGGCUGUCAAGGAUGUUGAGGCCAAGGCCACCGAGCGACGCGCCCGAGCCUCGCGCAUGGCACCUUCCACCGAAGAUGAAGAGGAGUCGGUCAUUGGCGAUUUUCUGUUCAACUCCAUUUACAUUGGCAUUCCCGCAAAUAAGGAUCCGCGUGAGCUCCAUCGCGAGAUCAAUCGUGACAUCGACGAUCUCACCAGCGAGACUGGAAGCUAUGCGACAUCGACCACGGUCACCGGUGCCACCAGUCGACAAGGACGACCUACGUCCACAAGGGAGAAGAAACUGCGACUGCACCGGAGCAAGCAUCACAAGAUGACCUUUGAGCUCAGGAGCGUCUGUGCCGACUUGGUUGUCUUCCCGCCCGGAUCAGAGGAGACACAGAGCUCCGUAGAUGUGCGGGUUAAGGACCUUGAGAUCUACGACCAUGUGCCUACUUCGACAUGGAAGAAGUUUGCUACCUACAUGCAUGAAGCGGGAGAGCGGGAGAGCGGGACCAGCAUGGUCCAUAUUGAGCUUCUCACCGUGAAGCCUGUGCCUGAGCUCGCUGCAUCAGAGAUUGUUCUCAAAGCCACUGUUUUGCCCCUCCGGCUACAUGUUGAUCAAGAUGCUCUGGAUUUCAUGAGCCGAUUCUUCGAGUUCAGAGAUGAAUCUGUUGAAGAGUCUACUACGCCGGGCGACGUCCCAUUCCUGCAGCGAGUCGAAGUCAACGCCGUGCAAGUUAGACUGGACUUCAAGCCGAAGAGAGUUGACUACGCCGGUCUCCGAUCCGGUCGCACGACGGAGUUUGUGAAUUUCUUCGUGCUGGACGGCGCCGAUAUGGUCCUGCGACACGUUAUCAUCUACGGAGUCUCUGGGUUUGAUCGGCUCGGCAACACGCUCAACGACAUAUGGAUGCCCGAUGUCAAGCGAAACCAGCUCCCCGGUGUCCUCGCGGGAUUGGCACCUAUCCGGUCCCUGGUGAACGUGGGUGGAGGUGUGAGGGACCUCGUCCUUAUUCCGAUGCGCGAAUACAAGAAAGACGGACGAAUCGUGCGCAGCAUCCAGAAAGGAGCCAUGGCAUUCGGCAAGACUACAUCCAAUGAGUUCGUGAAGCUGGGCGCCAAGCUCGCCAUCGGUACCCAAACGGUCCUGCAGGGAAUGGAGGACUUGCUGACGUCGCCCAACGCUUCCUCGGCGGCCUCGGAGGAGAACCGGGAUGAUGAGGAAGAGGCAAAGAGGAUCUCCCUCUAUGCCGACCAGCCAAUGGGGGUGGUCGCGGGUAUUCGAGGCGCAUACAGCAGUCUCGAACGCGAUCUCCUCCUUGCACGAGACGCAAUUGUGGCGGUGCCUGGGGAAAUCGUCGAGAGCGGAAGCGCCAAAGCAGCGGCCAAAGCCGUGUGGAAACGUGCGCCGACCGUCGUCCUUCGACCAGCGAUCGGCGUUUCCAAGGCUGUGGGACAGACCUUGCUGGGCGCCGGCAAUACAUUGGACCCGACCAAUCGGCGUAAAAUGGAAGAUAAAUAUAAGCGUCACUGA